Diospyros lotus (date-plum) is the source of this 1016-nucleotide messenger RNA. Its product is annotated as glycine-rich cell wall structural protein 1.0. The record is from RefSeq and is a predicted model, not a curated record. The transcript has a single exon. Bases 1 to 492 code for a protein of 163 amino acids. NCBI's taxonomy places the organism in Eukaryota, Viridiplantae, Streptophyta, Magnoliopsida, Ericales, Ebenaceae.
AUGGCAUUCGCCGCAACAAUUAGUUUCUGGCUUUUCCUGCUUUUCUCUCUCUCAGCGACCGGCCUUGGCGGCGGCGCAACCUUAGCUCCAGUUAAGCGCGGAUACGAGGGGGACAUCGGCGGCGAGUACGGGUGGGGCUGGGGCGGAGGGGGAGGGGGAGGAGGAGGAGGAGGUGGGCGCGGCGGCGGAGGUGGACGCGGGUGGGGGUGGGGAUGGGGCGGCGGCGGCGGCGGGGGGGGAGACGGGUGGUGGGGGUGGGGGUGCCGGAAACGAGUAAGAGGCGGCGGCCGGGGGAGCGGAGAGAAGCGGCAUAAUCGGUACUUCGACAAGACGAGGCUUGAGAAUUGGAACGAUUACAGGGUUGGGCAGUUUGCGCAGUGCGUGGUGAGAGGAAGGUGCAGAGGGAUGAGGCUAGACUGUCCGCUUCACUGCGGCGGGCCUUGCUUCUACGACUGCCGCUUCAUGUGUAAAGCACACUGCCGGCGACCUUGACCACCUCUUUCCUGCUGCCGUCGAUCGUCUUCCAUCGUUUCAGUUUCUUAAUCUAGAGUUCACUUUCAGGUUUGGAUUUCAAGCUGGUUGCUUUACAUUUUUCCCGACGGGUUUGAAUCGUCUUUAUUUGUUUUCUUCCCUGUAAUAUGCUGCUGUGUUGAACAUUAGGGUUAGCAAUAGAAAUUAUAGAAUAUUGGGGCUUGAAAAUGGCGUCUUCUGUAAUUUACUGCUAGAUUUUUGUUUUUUCUGAAACACUGGGAAAAUUGUGCAUUCUGCGCUGGGUCUCGAGCUGAAGGCGGACAAUGCGUCGGAAGAAGUGUCGUCGUCGUCAACAGCCGACGAGAGGGUGGCGGAGCCGCACAAGAAACAGCGGGAGGCGGUCUUGGCGGCGUCGCCAAAUCACGGGAUCGUGUUCGACGAAAGGUGGAAGAUUGUGGACGAUUUGUAGACUUUGAUAAAGAGAUUGAGGGCAUGUUCGGCGGUCAACCUCUUCAUUAAAAAUUAUUUAGCUACACGUUUAUUGU